Messenger RNA from Loxodonta africana (African savanna elephant), 2077 nucleotides. Its product is annotated as olfactory receptor 13C7-like. Lineage: Eukaryota; Metazoa; Chordata; Mammalia; Proboscidea; Elephantidae. The coding region runs from base 1 to 960 and encodes 319 amino acids. Gene Ontology annotation, molecular function: G protein-coupled receptor activity; olfactory receptor activity. Gene Ontology annotation, cellular component: plasma membrane. The transcript has a single exon. The record is from RefSeq and is a predicted model, not a curated record. Gene Ontology annotation, biological process: detection of chemical stimulus involved in sensory perception of smell; G protein-coupled receptor signaling pathway.
AUGGGAAGGACCAAUCAAUCUGUGACAGAAUUUGUCCUGCUGGGGCUUUCUGGCUACCCAGAGCUUGAGGCCAUUUACUUUGUGUUGGUCCUGUGUAUGUACCUGGUGAUCCUGCUGGGAAAUGGACUCAUUAUCAUUGUAAGUGUCUUCAACUCCCAUCUACACACUCCCAUGUACUUUUUCCUCAGUAACUUAUCAUUCUUGGACGUUUGUUAUACCAGUUCUUCUAUUCCUCUGUUUCUCAGCAGCUUCUUAACUUCAAAGAAAACGAUUUCCUUCCCUGGGUGUGGAGUGCAAAUGUUUCUCUCUUUUGCUAUGGGAGCCACAGAGUGUGUCCUUCUAAGUAUGAUGGCGUUUGACCGCUAUGUGGCCAUCUGUAAUCCUCUGAGAUAUCCCAUCAUCAUGAGCAAGGCUUCAUAUGUGCCUAUGGCUGCUGGAUCCUGGAUUGCAGGGGGUGUCAAUUCUGUGCUGCAAACCUCUCUUGCAAUGCGGCUUCCUUUCUGUGGGGAUAAUGUCAUUAAUCAUUUCACUUGUGAAAUUUUGGCUGUCUUAAAAUUGGCUUGUGCUGACAUCUCCGUAAAUGUUAUUAGCAUGAUUGUUGCAAAUAUGAUUUUUCUUGUGGUCCCAGUACUUUUCAUUUUUAUUUCCUAUGUUUUCAUUCUCUCCACCAUCCUGAGGAUUCCUUCUGCAGAAGGAAGGCGCAAAGCCUUCUCUACUUGCUCUGCGCACCUGACAGUGGUGAUUGUAUUCUAUGGGACCAUCCUCUUUAUGUAUGCACAGCCCAAGGCUAAAGACUCUUCUGGUGCAGACAAAGAACAAGUUGCAGACAAAAUCAUCUCUCUUUUCUAUGGAGUGGUGACUCCCAUGCUCAAUCGUCUCAUUUACAGUUUGAGGAACAAGGAUGUGAAGGCAGCUGUAAAGAAUAUGCUAUGUCAGAAACUCUCCUCUGAGGGAUUGUAGAUGCAAAUAUAUAUUUUUAAUUCUUUUACUCCCAAUGCAGAGCUAGUUCUCAUCCUGAGGUUCCAAAAGAAAUAUAAGGGCUGGCGGGACUAUUAGUUCCUGAAAUUUAAUUUUUUUGUUCCUGGUAUUUAAAUGAGAGAGAGAAAUGCAGGACCUAUCCUUUCCCUUCAAGUCUGGAUUACGGAGAAGAGGAAUAAAAAUUAGUGGGUAAAACUACUCACCUUCUCAUAUAUAUUAAAAUUUAGUUUAACUGUGGAAUGAAAAGUUCCAUAAUCUUAUAUAAAUGGAAAUACCAUUUUUACUAAAUCUUUUAUUCUCUAGACAUAUAGUUUCUAGUUUUGUAGCACCCUUAGGGAGAUCAAGUAGCAAAGUGCCUUGUUAAGGAUCAGAGUGCUACAAGUAUAUGAACUCAACAUUAAAAAUGAUUCAUAAUAGGGUUGUCUUUGAUCAUAUAGAGGGGAAAGAGGAGCACAUUAGGGCAUUAGUUACCUGGACUGCGUUAGGGAGGAAUAAGAGGUAAAAAAUAAAGCUAUUUUUUCCCCUAGGGUUGAUUUCCUUUUGGCUGCAAACCGUUGAGUACACUUCUGUGCGUAGGUAUCUGAGGCAAUGUGAAGCUCUGUGUAGACAACCCAGCUGAUGGGGAAAUUUGGUUUAUCAUGAGUUUCAAAAGAUAAGCAGUGGUGUUGUUGAGUGAAAAUUGUUACUGCUAAAGGAGCCCUGGUGACACAAUGGUUAAGCUCAUGACCAGUAACCAACCAAAAUGUUGGCAGUUAGAAUCCACUAGCCACUUCUUAGAAACCCUAUAGAACAGAUCUACUCUGUCUUAUAGGGUAGCUAUGAGUCAGAAUUGACUUGACUGCAUAGGGUUUUAAGUGACUAAAAAAAAAUUUUUUUUUUUGAAGAAGUUGGUUGCACAAUUCUUUGAGAACAUGGUGAUAUUGGGCUUACAAUGUAACAAACUUGACAUUUUUGGUAGAAUAUGAAAUUUCCAUUUAUUCAGUCAUUUAUUUUUCCAUUCAAUUAUUCAGUCCACCAGUAUUUACUGAAUAAUGGUAUUUACUGAAUUUACUGAAUAUUUUUCCCAGGCAUUGUGUUAACUGCUGGCUGACAUGUAAAA